AGAGGGAUAGCGUGAGAGAGAGGGAUAAACAGAGAGGUAGAAGGGAGAGAAGGUUAGAGAGAUAGGGAGAGUGGGAUUGAGAGAGAGAGAUAGAGAGAGCCUGGGAUAGAGGAAUUGGAACAACCUGGAAGAAAGAGAAGGAUACUGUGAUAGAGAGACUGCAGUAAUCCAGGAGCUAGAGAGAGGGACAUAGAGAGAGACAGGGACUGGGAUAGCGAGAGAGACAAAGUUGAACUGGGAUAGAUAAGGAGAUUAAGAUAACCCAGGUGGGAUUUGAGCUGCAGAAGAUGAUCCCUCCAAUAGACUCACUUUUGAAAUAUGACCAUCCGCUACUUGUCAGCAGGAAUGUAGAGAAAAAAUCUGCAAAGGCUCGUCCCUUCAAAGUGAGUGCCCAACAGCCUACAUCUACUUCACCAAUUCCAAGUCCUCCAAAAGCCAAACCAGUUGCAAUUGAUGUUACCAAGCAGACAGAAGAGAUUUUAAAUGCAAUUUUGCCACCAAGAGAAUGGACAGAGAAUUCUCAGCUGUGGAUUCAGCAGGUAUCCAGUACUCCCUGCACUCGGAUUGAUGUUGUCCAUCUUCAGGAACAACUGGAUCUCAAGCUACAGCAGAGGCAAGCUCGAGAGACUGGAAUUUGCCCUGUCCGCAGGGAGCUGUACUCUCAAUGCUUUGAUGAACUGAUCAGGCAAGUAACCAUAAACUGUGCUGAGCGAGGAUUACUGUUGUUGCGAGUCCGCGAUGAGAUCCGAAUGACCAUUUCUGCCUAUCAGACACUGUAUGAAAGCAGUGUGGCUUUUGGGAUGAGGAAAGCCUUGCAAGCAGAAGAGGGCAAAACUGACAUGGAGAAGAAGAUCAUUGACUUGGAAACAGAAAAGAAAGAGCUGGAGAGACAACUCAACGAACAGAAGGCGAAGUGUGAAGCCAUAGAGAAAAGGGAGAAUGAAAGACGUCAAGUGGAGGAGAAGAAGCAUGCAGAAGAAAUACAGUUUCUCAAACGGACUAAUCAGCAACUUAAGGCACAACUGGAAGGCAUAAUAUCUCCAAGGAAAUGAAACCAUGCACUUUCUGUCCAAUCCAGACUGAAGUAUACUAUGCUCUCACACUAUUACUGUAAUUUAAACUGUAUACAAGUUACUACAUAGGCAUAGUCUGUUGAAUAGAACCUCAAUGCUCUAAAGACUAGUAACAGAAAUACAGCCGAGACUCUUUGGAUGCAUAAAUACAAUGUAAGUACAACAUAUAAUUAGUUUAGCAAGUGACACCAUUAAAUACCCAGUUAAUUCUCUCUGCAAAGAGGUCCGUGGAAUGGUGUAUUCUCUGGUCCUGACAAUGUUGUAUGUUUACACUAUACUUACCAUGGUACUGCAAUCAACACUAAGAUUGCACUUAAAGCUAUUCCAUGGCCACAAAGAAAUGUUACAGUAAUAAUUCCAGAAAUAGUUUUAAUUAAAACUCUAAUUUAAAAGUAUUUUUCUUUUUAAAUUAUGAUAAUUAAAUUAUUUCAGUUCUGUCUAAUUAUAGGUCUCAAUAAAUCUUUCACCUCAACAGGAAGAGGGAAACCUAUAUGUAAUCAACAGGUACCUUCCAAAACAAAAAGUACUAAAAAAGGCAUCAAAAAGGACAAACUUAAUUUUAAAGAAAGAAAAGCUAUUUAAAGUGGCAGCAAACUUAUUUGUUCCUGGAAAAUGCUGCUUGAAGUGGCAUAUUCUCUCCACUGUGAAGGUAUCUGAUAUGAUCUCCUGUGAAUUUGAAGGUUCCACGCAGCUUCAAAAAGUGAUCAUACCACGGCAGUUUACAAAAAGUUAACCAAAAAAACCUAAAAAAAGCACAAACCUUAAGUACUGAUCAAAUUACAACUGCUUUCAAGGGUGUAAAAAAAUAAAUAAUUAUUCAUCCACUAUUAGUUCUUUAGACGUUGAGGUACUGUUCCAUACUUUCCUUCCUUUAACAACAUUGCAUUAAUAAAUGUUGGAUUUGUGUAUUUUUAUUACUAUGUCAAAUUCUGAAUUAACAUUGCGGUACUAAUUCUGCUGUAAAUUUUAAGAUUUAAACUGUACCAUUCUUUUAAAAGAACGUGUUUCUUGAAAUAAAUGCAACUUUGAAGUCAUCUUAGUUCAGAGCAAAUAGUGUACAGCAUCUUUUCAAUAAUAUUAAAAAGAUGUUUAUGUCA
This is a messenger RNA of Rhincodon typus (whale shark), 2170 nucleotides long. RefSeq names its product dynein, axonemal, light intermediate chain 1 (gene dnali1). Gene Ontology annotation, cellular component: filopodium; axoneme. Bases 288 to 1052 code for a protein of 254 amino acids. Lineage: Eukaryota; Metazoa; Chordata; Chondrichthyes; Orectolobiformes; Rhincodontidae. The record is from RefSeq and is a predicted model, not a curated record. Gene Ontology annotation, molecular function: dynein heavy chain binding. The transcript is spliced from 6 exons.